Bufo gargarizans (Asiatic toad) is the source of this 4003-nucleotide messenger RNA. RefSeq lists its product as uncharacterized. Lineage: Eukaryota; Metazoa; Chordata; Amphibia; Anura; Bufonidae. The transcript is spliced from 3 exons. The record is from RefSeq and is a predicted model, not a curated record. Bases 129 to 1613 code for a protein of 494 amino acids.
GGUCUGUACACUUUAUGAAGUGGGACCCUUUAGGAGAAUCAUAGUGGAACAUUUUACUUGUUGAUGAAGCUCCCCACCCAGCCAUUGCACCUUUAAGUGCUGACCUCUGACAUUGAUCUUGUAACGAGAUGAUCAAGUUUUCCGCAACGGAAAGCAUCGACCGUAUGAAAAACAUUUUCAAGUCUCACCUGCAUCAAAACUCAACCAGUAUGGAAACUGUAAUGAAUUGGAUGCAUGGGAAAAAAGCUGGAGAUAGAAACCAUUCUGCUUGGAGAAAAGUGUGCAACACAUGGUUCAAAAUAUUUGAACUCGGGAUUUUAACCCGUAAAUCUUCUUUUGAAAGCAAAGAAUGGAACCCUUGGAGGGAUUGGUGUCAAUCUUGGGAAGAAUUUCAGUCUUCUGAAGAAAAGCCACCAAAAUCUGAAAAGCAGAAAGCAGCUAUAUUUUCAGAAAUGUUUCACAUAGCAAAACUGACCAGAGAUAAAUUAGAAGACGCGAAAGCCAUGAGAACAUGUCUGGAGCAGGUAAAAGACGAGAACCAAAAUUUGAGAACCCAGAAUUUGAUCUUGAAAGAUAAAUGUGAGGUGCUUCAAUGUAAAUUAGAUGCAGAAAAACAGAUAAGAGAGGAGAAUGACCGCUUUAAUAACUACAAUGUGGAGAAGGAAGUCAAGCUCAGAAAAGAACUUGAGGUUGAGAAGCAGAACUUGAAAUUUCAAGUCCAAGGGAAGGAAGAAGAAUUUUGGCAAAUGCAAGCCAAGCUUAGUGAACUUGAAAAAGCACUUUAUCGUCUUCAAGGUCAGUUGGUGGAACGUAAAGAAAAAGAUUUUUGCCAGUUCACCUAUAACCAUUUUGUUAUUCCUGGCUGUAAAUGCAACCAACCUACUCGUUAUGCCCAGAUCAAAAAUGGAGAGGGAGAGAAACGGUUAGAUCUAGAUUAUAUUAGGGACAUUGCUAAUAGGCUUGGGAAAGUCACCAUUUUCAAUGUUUUUGAUUGGCUGUGUAGUUUUGAGGAAGAAUACAAGAUUUGGCUUUGGAGUGGAAAAGAUGUUGAACAGAUUCUACUCAGGUGCAUGAAUACAAGCACCUUCUCUUCAUUACCUUUGAGUGUGAGAACAUGCCAAACUACUUUGCUCGAUAUCUGCAAACACAUAGCUGAAAGGUUAAUUCCUGACCUGGAUGGAAUACUGGACACAGAAAAAAUGAGUGAGGGUGAUGAUGUGUUACAAUAUUUUCAUCGUAUGUGGAUGAUAUACCGCAUUACAGAAAACCCAGAUUUCCAAAAUAAGGAUGAUUUAAAAUACACCAAAGCCAUCUUUCAAGGCCUGCUCCCACACUUAUAUGAAGAGUUGGGAACAUUUUGUUUUGACGAUUAUGAGGACUUAGAAUGUGCUGUACUCUCGGCUGAGUAUUCAUGGUCGGAAUCAGAAAAGUAUAGUCAAAAUUGGUAUAAGAAGACAUAUAGAGCGGGACCUGGAUGUCCUUCACGCUAUCGGAUAUGGAACAGGUUACAGAAAUAUAAUGUUCCUUAUGAAAACAUCCACAAUGCUCCUUACUGGGAACUUUUGGUGUACUUGAGCAGAUUUGAAGAUCUUGAAACAGGGAAGCCAAGAUGAAUUGCAAAGAGUAUAAAAAUACCCAAAGACAUGUUCCUACUGAUCAUCCAAUCAGAGAAGAUUUUAUGUUCUGGUUUAUCACUUUAAAACAAAAUGGUACAUUGAAAAAAUCCAAGCCUAUGAAUGCACAGCACACACAUUGAAGUCUUUGGGUAAAGGGGUGCAGCUGAGACUGCUUGGCCUGACUUGAAGACCAGAAAACCUAGGCUCCAAUUCUGUAGCUAUGUAGGAUCUCCCCUUCAGCCAGUCUCCAGCAGAAUACUGGGUGGAACAGAAGAUGGAAGCUUACAUGUGUAUGUGAGUGAGUCUGUAUAUAUGUGUGUAGUCCAAACAUGAACUAUUGAUUUUGGCAAGUCGGCUUCAAGAGCUUGCCAAGGGGUCUAGUUGGAUAUUUUUUUUUUCUUUACAACUAUCCCAAUCACUUUUAUGUUUACUGUCCCUUUAGACAUAAACAGUCUUGGCUGUGUCCUGGCUCCCCCAAUCCUGAGCCAUUUGCCAGUAAUAACGACAGGCUAGGGGAAUAUCAGAGCUGCCCGAUAGAAAGAUAAAUGAAUCCAUUGCUGAAAAACUAACAAAAACCAUUUUGUCCUUUUGAUCUUCCCUGUGUAAUCUUUUUCUCUUCACAAUAAUUGUUACAGGGAUUCCUGUGUUUCUAAUAAAUCUUACAAUAUCUUAUCAUCUUUCCUCACAUUGUUGGCUUGUCUCCCAGAAUCAAUCUGCUCCUGCUCACCGGCUGCCAGUACAAUGGAGCUAUUACUGACUUUCUUUGGCUAAAAUUCUCUAGUUUCUGUCACAUGGUCUCUACCGAUGAGAGCUUAGAGGGUCUAAAUCCAUAGGUCUUGUAUAAAGAAUAUGGGAAACUUUUUGGUGCUUUAAUAGCUGAGACGAUCAUUACAUCUCCUGAUACAUAGUACAGCAGGAGGGGUGAGGGGGUAGCGACAGCUGCAGUCAUAUUUGUCAUUGUCUUAAAAGACCCCAAAAUCAAUUGGGCUCCUUUAAGAAAAAUGUUUGCACCAAUGCAAAAUCUGUAACAGGACCCCCCAGCUAUCACAUGCCAGUCACAGCACAAUCUUCUCAAAUGAAGUGGAGGGUUUUUGGGGGGAAAUAUUUGCACUCCCAAUUGUAAAGCUUAUAGUAGCUGAUAUCGUUCACUUCUAUGCAUGUCAAUGGAGAUAUGUAACACAGACUUUCUACCUUUCACCUUCUUGAAAUAAUACUACUCAGCUUAGUACUGUGGGCCUCAAGUAUCAAUUACCACAGGUCAAGAAAAUUGUGCAAUUAUGUUACAUAAUACAGCAUGCAAAAUAUACAGUACAGCAAAUAGAAUCAAUGUCAUGCACAAAGCUAAUCCCAUCGUACAUGUCCCUCUCCCCCCAACACCAGCUUAAGUGCUGAAAAAUGUGUAUAUGUUAUAGAAGCAUUUCUUUGGAUUAGGGAUAGAUCUACCUACAUACACAGUGAUGGGCAUUUAUCAAGAAGGGUGUACCCAUACGGUAGUCUUAAUUUCCCUGCACUGGCGUGAAAUGCACCUAAUUGAGGGUCCAUUCACACGUCCGCAAAAUGGGUCCGCAUUCGUUCUGCAAUUUUGUGUAAUGGGUGCAGACCCAUUCAUUUUCAAUAAGGGCCGGAAUGUGCUGUCCGCAUUUGCGAAUCCGCACUUCAUGCUUCCGUUUCAGCAAAAAAAAUAGAACAUGUCCUAUUCUUGUCCGCAAUUGCGGACAAGAUUAGGCAUUUUCUAUUAUAGUGCCGGCAAUUUGCGGUCUGCAAAUUGCGGAAUGCACAUUGCCAGUGUCCGUGUUUUGCGGAUCCACAAUUUGCGGAUCCGCAGAACACUUACGGACGUGUGAAUGGACCCUAAGAGCCAGGUGUCGCAUCUCUGCCCUGUCAUGCACCAAAAACUGAAGUCUAUGCCAGCCAGGGGCUGGAAUAUACUUAAGCUAUAACUUACACCAGUUUCUGCUAAAAGUUCUAGUAAAUCUGGCGGUCCAUUUGAAGCAUCUCCCCCUCCUGAUAAGCCAUGCCCCUUUCCCAAAAAUAUGAGCUCGAAAAGUUGCAAAUUAUUGUGCAAAUAUAGCGUGCACCAUAAUCUCCAGCUUUUUUACGCCACAGUAGUGGUGUAAAUGGUUUAGUAAAUGUCUUUCGGUAAAUUUCAUACCAAAUAUGACCCACCCCCCCUCACCAUUUUUUUUUAUUACUUCUGCUAUAACGUUGAUGGCUUUGCUGCUUAUAUUUGUAAACCUCUACAUAAGCUUUGCCUGUUUACUAGUCUGUACAGGUAAUAUCAUCUGCAUUAUUUUCUGCAAUUUAUGAAUCAAUCCUUGAAUAAGUAUCUUGAGCUUUAACAGUCAAUAAAGUUUAACUAUACUAAACAAUAAACUUUCUUCAGAUCA